AUGGAGACUUCAGCGUUCACCGAGACCCAGCUUGACGUGCGCGAGGCCAUCACAUCAGUGUGCAGCCAGUUUCCAUCCACCUACUGGCAGGAGCGCGAUCAAUCACAAACGGACCCAAGCGACUUCCACGCCGCGCUCGCCCAAGGAGGAUGGUUGGGCAUCGCGCUCCCCGAAGUGUUUGGCGGCUCGGGUCUGGGGAUAUCAGAGGCCACCAUGAUGAUGCAGACCAUUACCGAGUCAGGCGCUGGCAUGGCUGGAGCGCAGAGCAUCCAUGCCAACGUGUACGCCACUCAACCACUGGCCAAGUUUGGGAGCAAGGAGCAGGUGGAGGAGGCAAUCCCCAGGAUCAUCUCUGGCGAGUGGCGAGUCUGCUUUGGUGUCACUGAGCCGAACUCUGGUCUGGACACGCUGCGCCUCAGCACAGCGGCCCGCAAAGUCGACGACAAGACCUAUGCCGUCACGGGACAGAAGAUUUGGAUCACCUGCGCGCAGGUCGCCCGGAAGAUGAUGCUGCUCGCUCGAACAACGCCCCUCGAGGACGUGAAGAAACCGAGCGAGGGGCUUUCCCUCUUCUGCAUCGACCUCGACCGCGAGCGCGCGGGUUUAGACAUGAAGAAGAUCCAGAAGAUGGGCGGGCGGGCUGUCGACGCGAACGAGGUGUUCUUUGACAACUACAAGAUUCCCUCCUCAUCGCUCAUCGGGGAGGAGGGCAAGGGGUUCAAGCUCAUUCUGCACGGGAUGAACGCCGAGCGCUGCCUCCUGGCGGGCGAAGCACUAGGUUUGGGCUACGCCGCCUUAACACGGGCAGCAGGCUAUGCGCGCGAGAGGACGGUCUUCCAGCGGCCCAUUGGGCAGAACCAGGGGAUCGCGCAUCCCCUCGCGGACGCGUAUAUGCAUCUCGAGGCGGCGAAGCUGGCCACGUACCAUGCGGCGCGCCUCUAUGACAACUCCAAGACGGACGACAGCAUCGGCCAGGACUCGAUUGGUGUUGCGGCGAAUAGUGCAAAGUACCUCGCGGCGGAGGCUGCGUUUACGGCGUGUGAGCGAGCGGUGCUAACGCAUGGCGGUAUGGGGUACGCGAGCGAGUAUGAUGUAGAGCGGUGGUUCCGCGAGUGUCUGGUGCCCCGGAUUGCGCCUGCCUGGCCUCCUUCUCGCUUUGACGCAAUUGAGCCAGGCGACCGCGCGUACGCGCUUCCGCCUUCCAUGCCCGCCAUGGCUCCUCCAUCGCCAGCGCCGUCCUCCUCGACUACACGCGCCGCCAAAAGGACCCGCGCCAAGCAGGCAUGUCGCGUCUGCAACAGUCGGCGCGUGCGCUGCAAUGUCAUGGACGUCCAGCCAUGCGACAACUGCGUCGCCGGCGGCGUGACGUGCGAGAUUGUCCCUUCUCGUCGUGGUCGAUACCCCCGUCGCUCCAAACGUCAGCAGCAGGGCUCCGUUUCGGCGACCACCGACGUCUCGCCAAAUUCCAUGAGCCCUCGCCCCAGUUUACGCGCACACAGCACCAUACAGCCCGCCGCACCUGUGGCUUCAACCUCACAUCCAGCCCAUCUUGAUGAACCCACCGCCGCGGCAAAGGGAGCUUCCCCGACACCGGGGACCCUGUUCUUCGGCGAGUCCAACUUCAUCACCCUGGUCCCCGGCACAGCGCACAACAGACAUGUCUUCUCCGUCCCCGAGACACCCCAGGAUGCCCAGGCCUCCGACAUCAGUCCCGCCACGAUGCGCUAUCUCAAGGAAGAGGGCGCGCUCACGCUGCCUGACCUGCAGACCUGCCUCCCGGCCCUGCAGGCCUACUUCAAGUGGUUCCAUCCUUGUUUUCCGAUCCUGGACCGUGCCGAGAUCACGCAGAAGCUGGCGGCCAUGGCUAUCUCGCGCUUGCUGCUCCAGGCGAUGCUCUUCAUUGGCGCCACGUACUGCGAUGAGGAAACGAUUACGGGCAUGGGGUUCAGGGACCGCACGGAGGCGAAGCGUCUGCUCUAUGGGAGAGCGCGGAUCCUCUUCCACGCCGACUGGGAGAAGGAUCGGAUGAUACUGAUCCAGACUCUGUUUCUCAUGAGCUUCUGGCGAGGGGAUGCAAGGGAUGUCAGGGAUGUGCGGUACUGGCUGGGGGUGGUGAUUACGCUGGCCGAGUCGCAUGGCCUCCACCGAUCGGAAAAGAUCAUGUCCAAGGAUCCGACUUUGUCUAAAAUGCGGAGACGGAUUUGGUGGUCCAUCUACGUUCGCGAACGACAGGCCGCAGCAUCUCUCGGUCUCCCAAGCCGCAUCCGCGACGAGGACUGCGAUAUCGAAGCGUUGAGCGCCUCGGAUCUCGAGUCGGACACCAACCCCACCGUCGCAUCCCUCUUUGGCGCCUGCGAGCCGCAGCAUGUCAUCUACGUCGUCAAGAUGGUGGAGAUUGCAAGGCUUCUGGGCCGCGUGAUUGAUGUGCAGUUCGUCCCUGGCCAGAAGACGCACCACGUGGACCACAUACCUGAGCUCGACGCCCGUCUGGAAGAAUGGAGACGCAGUCUGCCCCCUGAGAUGCAGUACUCGUCCGAUGAUGGGUCAAGCUCGAUAUGGACCCACUUGCGCAUCCUCAUCCACCGAACCAACUUUAUGCGCUUCCCCGAAGAUGAUCCUCGGAGCCAAGUCGUCACCAACGCGGCCUGUCGCAUCAGCCGCAUCGCCGAGGACAUGUCUGCCCAGGGUACCCUUCGCUACGGGCAGAUGCAUCUGAUCACCAGUCUCUUCGCUGCCCUGUGUAUCCACGCCCUCGGCAUACGCCGCUCCAAGUCCAUGAACCAGCGCAUCGCUGAGCACCGUGCCCAGCUCUGUCUGCUCUGUCUCAAGGAGGUACAGAAGUACUGGCGUGUCAACAACAACGUCCUCGAUCUUUUCUUGCAGUAUCUGGAUUCCUCCAUCGCCAAGCGUCUGCACGGUCAUGUGGACGAGCCAUCGACGACGGCACCGCCGCUUGAGGCACCCGAGGAGCCAUCGGCAGCCACGUCGCCAGCCGCCGUGGAUGCGGGUGGGUCCUUUGAAGACCAGUAUCCGAGCCUCGUGAAUGGCGAAUGGGAGGGCGAUGAUGCGCUGGGAGAUCUAAGCCUAUUCCUAUGUGGUGGGGAGGGCUUCAUGGGAGACGAGGGCCUGGACUUUUUGGGGAGGUCAUUGUAG
This is a messenger RNA of Emericellopsis cladophorae, 3153 nucleotides long. Its product is annotated as acyl-CoA dehydrogenase. Gene Ontology annotation, biological process: regulation of DNA-templated transcription; DNA-templated transcription. Gene Ontology annotation, molecular function: DNA-binding transcription factor activity, RNA polymerase II-specific; oxidoreductase activity, acting on the CH-CH group of donors; flavin adenine dinucleotide binding. The record is from RefSeq and is a predicted model, not a curated record. The coding region runs from base 1 to 3153 and encodes 1050 amino acids. The transcript is spliced from 8 exons. NCBI's taxonomy places the organism in Eukaryota, Fungi, Ascomycota, Sordariomycetes, Hypocreales, Bionectriaceae.